GCUAAAAGCUAAAUAAAUUAUGUGUCGCGCAAGAUCGCUGCGUGUCGCGCUCAAUUAAAUACACAUAUUUUUUGCCUUUAUUUUCCCCUAGUCUUUAUUUUUAUUUGUGUUUUCUUUAUUUUUUUUUCAUUUGCACCACAUCGUUGUUAUUUAUAUUUAAUUGUUUAAUAACAACAACAGCAACAGCAAAGUAAAGUGCGAAAAGUGAAGUGGAGUUUUGCCGACGAGUGAGUGCGAGUGAUCGCGAGUGGGCACAAAAUUGGAGCAGUGAUCUUGAGUUCCCGAGAUCCAGAGUUCCUAAGUUCCAGAGUUUCGUUUGGCAAUUGCCGAUUCGUAUGGCGUUUGGCGUUCCCUUGGUAGAGGAGCACGUACCGACCGCCACCACCUGUCGUUAAUUAAAUGUCAACAGAUCCGAGAGGAGGGGAGCAGGAAGAUCCAGCCGAAGAGUCCGAGGAGCCAAAUGAAUUGGAAUCGGAACUGGGAUCCACUACCAGCAUAUCCCAGUAUAUAUACUUAACCCAAACGAAAUUGUGCAAAAUGUUUGCGCGACUGUCAAAUAAAUCAUAAGAACAAGAAUAAGGACGAAGAAACAAUAAGCUGGGGCGAAUCAAAAAAGGAGAAGCAGACAAAUCUCGGCGAAAAUAAGGAAAAUGGUUAAUGCGGUGAUGGAUGCCAUAGCGCUGCUCAGCUCGCUGGCCAGCGAUUUGGACAUAAUGCUAAACGAUCUCCGUUCGGCGCCGAGUCAUGCUGCAACAUCAACAACAACAACGACAGCAGCAACAGCAACCGCAACAGCGGCAUUAGCAACAGCAACAAUAAUGCCAACGAACCAACAACAUCAUCUCCAUAAUCAGCAGCAAAUGCAAUCAAGGCAAUUGCAGGCACAUCAUUGGCAGAGCAUAAACAACAAUAAGAAUAACAACAUCAGUAACAAUAAUAAUAACAAUAAUAAGAGCAAUAAUAAUAAUAAUAUUUUGCCACACCCACCUUGCCUGAUCGACAUCAAAUUAAAGUCAAGCCGAUCGGCAGCAACCACAUUAACAACCUCCAAUCAGCUGCAACAACGACAACCACGACGUGUGGCCCCCAAACCGUUGCCACGCCCCCCGCGACGUAGCCGCCCCUUGGCGCAAAGGGAGGCGGGGCAGGGGGCGGGGGCGGUGGAGGAGGAUGGGGAGGAUACGGAUGCCAGUGACCUGGCCAAUAUGACGUCACCGCUGAGCGCGAGUGCAGCGGCCACUCGAAUCAACGGCCUCUCGCCGGAAGUGAAAAAGGUCCAGAGGCUGCCACUGUGGAAUGGUCGGAGCGGUGGCAGCGGAACCGGAAACGGAAGCACCACCCACCACUGCCACCCAACCAACGUCAGCGUGCAGCGCCGUCUGCCAAUCCAAAGUCAUCAGCAGCGAAUUCUGACCCAUCGAUUUCAACAGCAGCGUCCUCAGCAAAGGACAAGUGAACCGCUGCCCUCUGCCGGAGCCACGCCCUCUUCUUUGGAGGCGGCCUCUGUGGAUGCCGGUGGCAACAACAAUAACAUCAACAACAAUCACAAUGGCCAACAGUCACAGAAAUCUCAGCAGCAGGCGAGUCUCAGCGCCAUCAGCAGCAAACUGAAUGUCUUGGCCGCCCAAUCGAAUCUGAACAACAAUAAUACGAGCAGUCAGUCAGGAUCCAUGACAUCUGCCUCGAAUCAGAAACAGAAUCAAAAUCAGCAUCAGAAUUUCAACCAAAAUCAGAGCACAGACAGUCGGCGGAGCAGCAGCCUGGAUCCGGAUGGGGAUGUGGAUGAUGUCGUGGACGCGGUCCAUGGCGGCGCCUUCGAGGAUGAUAUGCAGGCCCUGUUGCCCAAAUGCUCGCGUCGCUCCCGAGAUGAGCUUAGUCAGUCGCGCACAUCUCUGGUGUCCAGCUCGGAGGGCGGCAUCCUGGCCGAGGGCGAGACGUCCAGCGAGGAUGACGAGGAGGAGCCCGUGGAGGCGGAGGACGAGGAUGAGGGCGAGGAGGAGAGCAGCCGGGAUUCCAGCGACAAUUCGCCGCCCUGCGAUCUGGGACUCAUGGAGCGCCUGCUGGUGACCCAUCCGAUGUGGUUCCUGCCCGGCAUCCAGCGCUCCGGGGCCGUUCAUCUGCUCCAGGGCAAGGAGGAGGGGACCUUCAUAGUUCGCGGUUCCAGCCAGCCAAACACGAUGGCCGUUUCGGUGCGACUGCCCCAGGAUACGGGACCCUAUAUCGAGCACUAUCUCAUCCAGUCGCACGACAAUGUCCUGAGCCUCGAGAGCUCGCGCUUCACGUUCGGCUCGAUACCUUCGCUAAUUGCCCACUACGCCCAGUGUUGCGAUGAGCUGCCGGUGCAGCUGAUGUUGCCGCGUGUCCUGCGGGAGGCGAACAAUCGCAAGAAGCUGAGCUCCUUGGCCCUGCUGGGUCAGGAGUUCUGGAGCUAUGCCAGCAGUCCCGCCUUGUUGGGUGGUCCGCCCACGCCAACGGUGGCGCCAUCGUCAAGGGAUCAGCAGCAGCAGCAGCAUCUGCUGGAUGCCAAGUCGCCGCUCUCGCUGACCGAAACCAGUGGCCUCGGAACGGCCACCUUCUUCAGCGAUGCCCUGGUUAAGCCACCGCCCACAGGAGCACCGCCUCUUCCAGGAAGUAGUUCCCUCUUCAGUCCCACCGGAAGUGGCCAGUUGCUGGGAUUCUUCAGCCAGGCGGGAACUCCUUCGGAUACGACAAACUCAAGCCUCAGCUCCUUCACCACCAGCGGGGGUCAGCACCUGCAGCUGCUGAGUCCGAAUUCGGUGGAUUCGGUGAUUCUAACCAUGUCGCCGGUGGACAAUCCGGGUCAUUAUCUGCCCGGUUCGAUGGGCGGAGCAGCUCCAACGGCCAUUUGCCCAUCGUUAAUCGAGCAGCAGCAGCAGCAACAGCAGCUGAGCACUUUCAAGGUGGCUCCAGCGGCAGCGGAUCAAGUGGUGGAUCAAGUGCGUCCGCAGCGACCGAAGCCGCCGAACACAUUGAAUCUCAAGCCGCCGGCACCGCCGUUGCGCUGGUCCAAGCCGCACUCGCCGGAUCAGAAUGGAGGAGGGGCCAAUGGCAACUUUACGGUCACCACCACGGUUACCUUUUCGAUGGAGAAUGGUGGUGGAGGAGGCGGAGGAUUGGCCAGUGGAGCGGCGGCGGGAAAUGGCAGUGGCAAAUUCGUGGAGGUCACCACGCCGGCGGCCAAUAAUCCCUUCAAUGCCCUGCUCAACGGGCAGGCCAGCACUUUCCAGACCUUCGCCAAGCGACUGUCGCCGGAGGGCGAGUGCAAGGAUACGCUGUCCUCGCAGGGAUCCUCCUCGAACGAUGGCCGCUGGCCACCGACGGCUAGCCGUAAGCUCCUCACCGCGAACUCUCCCCUGACUCCGCUGACGCCCAGCGGCGGCAGCAGCAGCAGUGGCGGCAAGUCAAGGAAAUCGCGAGCGGGCAAGGAGUCACAGCACUACAAAGAGUCCGACAUCCUCGAGAGCCCGCCGCUACAGUAUUGCGCCAGUGCGCUGAGCGACAAGAUCAGCGACUACGAGGACGUCUGGUCGCACGAUCCGAGUGAUCGGGCCAGCCUGCUCACCAGCUUCCGCCCCGUUCUGGACUCGGUGGGCGGGGUGAUGAACCUGCGACCCGAUCUGCUGGCCGAGACUCCGAGCACUCCCACACCCACGCAGCACCUAACGCCCUGCGAGGAGGAAACCACCACUGCCACGCCCAACGAAUCCUCGAGCCAAUCCCUGCUCCAGUUCUCCGGCGACGUUCCGGCCCGCUCCCGGGCAGGUCUGCUCCUGCCGAAUCUCUCGGGACAGGCGCCGCCCGCGGCCAUGUCGCAAUCGAUGUCGGCGGCCGAGGACGAUGGCGGCGAUACCACGCCCACGGCCGAGGGCCAAAACCUCGGCGGCAGCAGUCGCAGCAAGCAGGGCAGUCCAUUCUACGCCGAACCGGCGGAUGCACUGCGUCAGGCAGGCCUGACCAGUGCGGCCACCGCCAUUCUGCGGCGCCAGCAUCGCAGCCAAAUGCUGCACGCCAGCCAAAGACACUCGGAACCACUGAAAGCGGGCUUCGGGGGAUCAGGAAAUGGGGCAAUGCUCCCCAGCGAACUGGAGAAGCUGGCCGGCAGCCUGGACGAGCUGAAGCCCAAGCCGAAGGUCUCCCAGCAGCAAAAGCAAUCGCAACAGCAGCAACAGCCCAGCAAGCGGGCACGCAAUCUCAUCGAUCACUGGCAACUGGACAGCAGCUGGGAGUUUAUGGCCAAGCAGGAUCAGGGAUCAGGCAGCGACUACGAUGCGGCGGCCAUCGAUUGGCAGGAGAAGGAGAAUUCGCUGGGCAAGAAGCGUACGCUGACCAUACACCAGAUCAUCGCGAACAGAUUGCCCGAUCUCAAUCUCCCAGAGCUGGUGAGAUGCUCGACGCCGCCUUCGCAAACGAGCGCCCUGCAGCCGCAUGUCCAGGGACAGGAUAAGGAUAAGGAUAAGGUCGGACUGGGUUGCCGGCUCUCCUCGUACGACAACGUCUUCUGCCAGAACUCCUUCGGUGGCAUCGAUUCGGCCCAGUCCGAUGAUGGCACCAUUUUCUCCGAGCCCUGGGACUCCUCCCAGUGGGACUCCUUCCUGCCCCACGAUGAUGCCACCAUCAACUCGGACACCAUUCAUCUGUCCAAGUGCCGACCCGCUCUCUCCGAGGACGACACGAUCGCCGAGGAACUGCAAAGCACCAAAGACGGCAGCAAUGGCAGCUGCAACCAGGAUACAUUGAAGGCCAACAGGAAUGGUGGUGCUGGACACCACAAGCCCAACAAUACCACCAAUGGCAAGGCCAACAGUCGACCCAAGGUGGCCACAAUUCUGCGGAACCCCAGCAUGCGGGAUCGUGAAGUCUUAUGUCACCCCCGCAACAAGAUGAGCAUCCAGGGCAGCGGCCCCGGCGACUCUUUGCGCGCCUACACCCUCCAGUUGGCCCAGGAUCCCAGCUCCACGUUCGCCCGCAACAUCGAGAACUUCAUCUGCUGCACCAAGGAGUCGCGCGAGGCGGCGCCCCAGGUGGUGAUGCGCAAUAUGCGUCAGUUUAUGAGCGGCAUGAAGAACUAUCUGGUGAAGCAUGGCGAGGGCAAGUUCCACGCCGAACUGGAGACUGCGAGGUCGCGUUUGAAGUCCGAUGAGUUUCUCAAUCUGGAUGCCAUGCUGGAGACUGUGAUGCAUCAGCUGGUGGUGCUGCCGCUGCGGGAGCAUCUGUACGGGAUAUUCGUGGAUCACUAUCAGCGCAGCGAGGACAUCCAGCUGCUGGCCCAGAAUGUACGCUAUGCCUGCGAACGGGAGGCCGCCGACUUUGGCAUCCGGCCAACGGUUACGCCGCCCUCGCAAGCGGCACUGCGGCUGAUCGCCAACCUGCUGUGGCGCCUCCAGGAGGCCGAGCUGCCGCUGGACAAGCUUGAGCUCUUCCUCUGCGUCAUCUCGACCGUGUUCGAUGCCACCGGCUGUCCGCGUGGCCAGCAGCUGGGCGCCGAUGACUUCCUGCCCGUCCUCGUCUAUGUGGUGGCCAAAUGCGGUUUUGUGGGCGCCGAGAUCGAAGCGGAGUUCAUGUGGGGCCUCCUCCAGCCGACGCUGCUCAACGGGGAGCCGGGCUACUACCUAACCGCCCUCUGCAGCGCCGUCCAGGUGCUCAAGACCUUCAUGGCCUCCGAGGGGGAGAGCGGCAGCGGAUCCCUGGACUGGCGCUCCAGCUGCCUGCCCGCCUGCUCCAGUGUGCUGCGCGUGAUCAUUCCCGACGAGUGCAAUGGAUCGCUGCAGACCCGCACUUUGCCGGUGCGACCCCACACGACCACCCGCGAGGUGUGCCGCAUCAUUGCCCACAAGGCGCGCAUCACGAAUCCGCAGGACUACGCCCUCUUCAAGCUGGUCGACGGCGAGGAGACGCUGCUGACGGACGCCGAGUGUCCGCAGGAUGCCCGACUGGCGGCCAAGGGCAAGCACUGCAUGCUGGCCUACAAGAGGAUCGAUGCGAAGAUAGCCUGGCCGACUGCCCAGCUGGCGGGACACUGAUUCGGUCGCCCAGUUUACACACCUACGACAUACCGCCCCGCCCCCCGCCAAACCCGCCCUGCCCUUCUUGCUCACUAACCAAGCAUAUUUGAUUAAUAAUUUAUUAUUAUUACAUUAAAAUAUACUUAGUAGCCUGUAAGUAAAGCUAAUUAAUGCUAAUUAGAAAACAUCUAAUGUGUACUAAACAUCAGUAUUGAGUUAAGUGUGUUUUUUUUUCCCGACCCUCGGGUCGAACCCCUUUUUUUUUUGCUUAUAAAAUGUACUAUGCGAAUAAUACAUAUACACACAUAUAUACGAUAUAUAAACUUAAGCGAGUAGAGAUGCAAAAUCUGCACAAAGGAAGUGGCAAGGAGUCAUCUAAACGAAUCUACACUCUAAACAUAUAUGCAGGCACGAUCGUUCGGAUCGUGUGUGCCACCACCCUGGAGACCAAAAGCACAGUUCAACAAUCACAGCAACAAUCAAUCAUUCAUUCAAUCAAGCGAUCUAGCUAUCUAGCGAUCAGUGCAUACCAUCAAACUACACAAAAGGCAUUUAGGUGUGAAUGGGUUUCGUGUUUUUUUAAGAAGCUAAACCAUAUUAUAUUAAAGUAUAAACCACUACAUUUUAAUAUUUAUGUUCGACUAAACACUGCUAUCAACCCUCGAGAUAUACAUAAAUACAUACAUAUUUUUUUUGUAUACUUUGUAAAAUAUGUGACACAUAAUCCAAAUAGCAAGCAA
This is a messenger RNA of Drosophila takahashii, 6763 nucleotides long. It is a transcript of the gene spri, whose product is annotated as Src homology 2 domain-containing protein sprint. Gene Ontology annotation, molecular function: small GTPase binding; guanyl-nucleotide exchange factor activity. Gene Ontology annotation, cellular component: endocytic vesicle; cytosol. NCBI's taxonomy places the organism in Eukaryota, Metazoa, Arthropoda, Insecta, Diptera, Drosophilidae. Gene Ontology annotation, biological process: signal transduction; vesicle-mediated transport. The record is from RefSeq and is a predicted model, not a curated record.